Molecule: messenger RNA, 2790 nt
Organism: Sparassis crispa
Lineage: Eukaryota; Fungi; Basidiomycota; Agaricomycetes; Polyporales; Sparassidaceae
Exons: 12
Coding region: 1-2790 (929 amino acids)
Biological process (GO): interstrand cross-link repair
Cellular component (GO): nucleus
Molecular function (GO): flap-structured DNA binding; 5'-3' exonuclease activity; 5'-flap endonuclease activity
Source: RefSeq, a predicted model, not a curated record
AUGGCACCCGGGUCCCCUAUAGCGAAUGCUGCAGACAGAUUGGUUUUUUGGAGUGAGGAAUCGCCAGCAUCGUCAGCUGUGGACGAUGGCGAGGUCGGGGCAAAACGCGAAUCCAUGUAUGUGAAUUUAUUCGAAGACAUGCUCAAGGAGGUCCUGGUGUCCGAGGCGCACCUCUUCUCCCAUGACGAGCUUGGCUGCAUCAAGCAAUACGACGGUUUGUCCUACAACGCGCGAUAUCUGCUCAUUCGACUCUGUCUCCGCAAGACCGACAAGUGGCACAGACUCAGCGCGCUCAACUACCGCGAGGAGCUUGGGGACGGCAUCCUUCCUGCUAUUCAGGAGCUCUGCCGCGAUCCUCGAGGCCAGGUGAAGGUGGAAGAACGGGAAUUCAUUGACCUCACGUUCGACGAGCAGGGCCAGAAGCCCGUCGCGGGUCCAUCAAGGCUGCCUGAGCCGCCUGCAGUCAAUGGCCCGCCAGAUUACUCGAUAUUUGCACAAGACGAGGCGCACGCUUCGUUACGCGAGCUGCUGGACUGCCUCUCGACCGACGAACUCAAGGCCAUCGCGAAGCAGAUGAAGGUCAAGCCCGCGACGAAGCGCGACCCGCUCAUAAACGCGGUCCUGUCUUCUUCUUCCACUCAAGCCACGCUGGACUUCCCCAUCAUUUCCUCCUCUAAAUCGAAGGGUAAGGCGAAGCAAAACGGCAAGCCCAUGAAGCAGACGCAACUGACGUUCACCUAUCGGACGGGCCGACCGAACACUCAGGCAGAUCGACUACGCGAGAUGGUCAUGAACAUGCUCGUGAAAUGCGUUCGCAUCAACGAAGAUGUAGUGAUUCUUUUCCGCCGAAUCAACUUAGUAUACUUCCGGAGCACCCAACACACGCCUACUCUCUUGACGCCCUCGAUCCUGUCCCGCGCACACAAACGCUCUUACGCACCAUAUCAACACAGACGCACGCCAAACGUUUGGCCAUCGCGCGAGGCACUACUGGCCUAUGAAGAUGCGCUCGCGCUUGAGGCGCAGGUGGACGCGCUCCUGGAGGGAUCCGCGGUUUCCGCUGCCCUGCGCGAACGCUCCGUUGCCAGUAAGGUGCCUACAGUGCAGGUUAAGCAGGAAAGGGGAGGAUUCGCGAUUGCCAACAUCAAGCAAGAGGGCAAUGUAGACGCCGAUAUGCUCGACGGAUACGCCCCAUCGGAGAGUCCGCGCGUGCAAAAUGCGCGGGCGGUCAAGGCGAUCUUCGAGGAGGUAUUUCCGCGAUGGCAGGCGAUGGUGAACGUUAAGGGUGAGGAGGACGGGCGGGAGAGGGGAUUGGAGCGUUUCGACUGCGGACAUAUCCUGACUCGCGUGGUGUGCAAGGGCUCGUAUGCGCUCGGGGUGCUUAAGGAGCACCAGCGUGAGCUCGACGUCCUCGAGGAGCUGCUUGCCCAGCGGCGGUGGCGUCGAGGGCGUCGGGGACGGUGGUACGACCGACGAGCGCUUAUUCUCAUGACCCACUGUCCACGGGAUGAAGGUACGCACGAGCGUGCCAUGCAAGCCGUCACGGAAGCACUGCUUGAUGAGGACACACACAUCGUCUUCCGUCCCAUGCUCGAGCGCCGGCUCACCAAGCUCGAGAACCGUCUCAAGAUCCCGCCAGAAGACCGACAUGUAUGCGAGGGUAAGCUAGAAAAAGCGGCCGAGGUGUACGUUGAGGGCGUGCGAGUACUUCAUCGAGGAACGAGCAUGGUGAUCGACCGGGCGGGCAGGCCUAAAGUACCCAACGAAAGCGGUGUCUUCACUCAGGCGGCGCUGUCUCGCUGGUCCCAGCUGGUCGGACCGUCUGUGCAGAAGCCUCAGGUCGAGGUUAGCGAGAAGGCUACUGGGAAGUCGGUAUGGAUCGGUCGGGAGAAUGAAGAGGUCACUGUCGAAAUGCUUGCUUUGCAACACUACGAGGCACUCGGCUACAAGGGGUUUCACUGCGAAGGACGCAUCGUCACGACACUUUUCGGUCUUUUGUUCUGGGACAUCAUCUUCGCCUCUGUUCCCGGCGCCUUCGAGACACCAUUCCAGUCUGCCCCACUCGACAUCGCGGAGGACACGUUCUACUUCUCCCGCAAGGAGCUCGCGGAUCUGAGGUUGGAUGAGCUCCGUGAGGGGAAGGCGCCAGAGAUACUGGAGCGAGUUUUCGCCGCGCACGGAGAGAAGGGGACGUGGUGUGUGGGCGUGCGUUGGGAUCUCUUCACGAGGGAAGACCUGCUGGCUAUAGCCACGUAUCUUGGCGGGGAGGGUCUCGCUAUCAUUUGCCGCCUCUUCUGUGAGGAUUACGCUGGGCGUGGCGCGGGCGUUCCUGACUUAAUUAUCUACAAUCCCGAGCUUAAGGUGUGCAAAUUCGCAGAGGUGAAAGGCCCGGGGGACAUUCUCCAGGAGAACCAGAAGGUCUGGAUCGAUGUCCUCCUCCAGGCCGGUAUUGUCGUAGAAGUGUGCCGCGUCGUCGAGCAGGGCACCCAGGUAGAGGCGAAGGCCAAAAAGGGCAAGAAGAACAAGAGGAAGGGCCCCGGGAGACCCAAGCGGAAGCGCGAGGAGAUAGACUCGGACGCUGAACGCCCUCUGGUCGAAUCUGAAGAUGAGCCUGAUUAUUCACGGAUGGAUGUCGGCGUGAACGACGGACUGCCUAUAACGCCGAAGAAACGGCCUGUCCGCAAGGUUGUUAACCGUGCAGAGGUAGUGAUCACCUCCUCUCCUCAUAGUUUUGCUUCGCCCGUGCCUACGAAGAAGAGGCGCUUGCAAGCCCUUCCUUCAUCGCCGUGA